This is a messenger RNA of Ambispora gerdemannii, 210 nucleotides long. The record is from the annotation of a GenBank genome assembly. NCBI's taxonomy places the organism in Eukaryota, Fungi, Glomeromycota, Glomeromycetes, Archaeosporales, Ambisporaceae.
AUGUCGUUUUUCGCACGUGAAUUUAUGCUUUAUUUGGACAAGGUAUCGAAACCAGGAAUUGAGACAAUAAAAAAGAAAAUUCUAGAUGAACAUGAGCCUCAAGCAAUUGUCCAACUCCUAGUUGUAAAUUGCGAAGGCAUAACAAGCACAAUACAAGAUCUUCCGAUGUGUGGAAAAAUUUUAGGGUCGAAUGAACAAUAUGCCUGGUGA